This is a messenger RNA of Williopsis jadinii, 1881 nucleotides long. RefSeq names its product nucleotide-diphospho-sugar transferase. The transcript has 2 exons. Gene Ontology annotation, cellular component: cytoplasm. Gene Ontology annotation, molecular function: glycosyltransferase activity. The record is from RefSeq and is a predicted model, not a curated record. NCBI's taxonomy places the organism in Eukaryota, Fungi, Ascomycota, Saccharomycetes, Phaffomycetales, Wickerhamomycetaceae. The coding region runs from base 116 to 1816 and encodes 566 amino acids.
GUGGGUGUAACGUCACUCAUUGUUGUCAACUCUUUUUUGCAUAAGGUAUUAAGCUGGGAAGACUUCUCACUGGCAUUAUACAUCUCUCUGCCACGCACUCUACCCGAAGCUUUAGAUGAAGGCCAUCUCUACUUUGCUCUUUUCGAGUUCGUAUCUGCCAGGUGCCAUUGUGCUUGGUAAGACUGUUCGCCAGCAGGGGAUCUCGGAGGGUACAGAACUGGUUGUCAUUGUCGGAUGUCUCUUAUCUGAAUUUGAACAAAAUCUACUCCAAAGUGUCUUUGAUCGUGUCAUUGACGUGUCGCUUAUCCGUGCCUCCCCGUCAGAGGAGCUGAAACUGUUGGGACGUCCCGAACUGGGACCAACAUUCUCCAAGAUUAACCUGUUUGCACUCACGCAGUACGACCAGGUCUUGUACCUGGACGCCGAUACCUUGCCUGUUCAGCGUGUAGCUGACUUGCUUGACACGUACUCUGUUGAGGAGUCGCAGAUCUUGGCUGCUCCAGACUGUGGGUGGCCUGAUAUCUUCAACAGUGGUGUCUUUGUCAUCAAACCUUCUCAGGACACGUUUGACGACCUGCUGUCAAUCGUUCGAACUUCUAACAAGCCUUCCUUUGACGGAGCAGACCAGGGUUUACUAAACGAAUACUUCACAGUGAGACCUGACAAGGAAUGGCUCAGACUGCCAUUCGUGUACAACGUUACACCUUCUGGAGGAUACGAGUACUUGCCAGCCUAUAAGUUCUUUGCGGAUGAUGUUAAACUUAUCCACUACAUCGGAGCGACGAAGCCUUGGGAUUGCGACAGAUGGGAUUCCAUUGCGAUGAGAGGAAGGUGGUGGUCUAAAUAUGCAGAGUUCUUCCAUGAUAAGCCGCCAUUGGAGUCGAUCCACGGUAUUGUGCCAUACUACUUUGAGCCUGUGGUUGAGCCGGUAUACGUUGAAGAAGCACCAGCUGAGCCAGCUUUCGAGGAGCCGUCCCUUGAACAGGCAGUACCAUACGAAGAGCAUUAUCAACCAGAGACUGAAUAUCAUCCAUACGAGGAAACUAAGGAGAUCCUGUUAAACCCUGAAUCUUACCAGUACUUCGACACUGUUCCAAUCGUUGAAAGUUGGGAUCCUGCGCAUUCUGAACCUCCAAAGCAUGGUAAGCCUGAAGCACAGAAUUUCCCUGAUUUGCACAUGGUGAAUCUAUGGUCUAACGAUGCAACAUGGGAUGAACCUAGUGAAUUUACCUAUGAAGAAGAUAACGAAGAACCGUGGGAAGAGCCUUUACCUCCACCUCUAUUCCCAUGGGAGUUUGAGCCUCGUGAAAAAGCUGAACGUGUAUUUGAUCCAUCGCUCGGACCUAAUAACUGGGAUGACAUACCUUUAAUUCAACGUAUCAAGGAACUCCAGCUCGAAGAGGCCAAUAAGUCGCAGAGCGAGACGGGAACUGCUGUGGAGAAGAACGAGGAUGAGAUUGAAAGACUGAGGGAGAUUGAAGAACGGUACACCGGUGAUAUUGCAGACGACGUUGCUGAGGAUGCCAUUGAGGACGGCUUCUUAGAUGUCAUUAAGCAGGAAGAUGAAGACGAAGAAGCCCUAUUGGAUGAACUUGAAAAGGCAAAGAACGUGGUUCUUACCCCUCAGGUGCCUACUUCUGUGGAGCAGGCACUGGAUAAGUUGGAUGCACUGGUGCAGUCCAACGAAAGAUACACCGAUGACAUCAAGGACGACAUUGCAGAGGACGCGAUCGAAGAAGGCGUGCUGGAUGUCAUCGAGGACGAGACAGCAGCGGAGGAGAAACUCAUUGAAGAGGAUGAGAAGCUGAAGACCUGAAGCAAAGGUGCAAGAUCGAGAGAGGCUGCAUAAACUCCAUAAUGUAAACUACUAAUACCAAAUAA